ACAAGCACUUGAUGAUGCACUGGUGGAGAUGGUGGUGAAGGACUUGCAGCCGUUUUCUGUGGUGGAGGAUGAGGGCUUCAGAGCAUUUGUGGGGAAUCUGGAUCCAGCCUACACUCUUCCAACAAGAAAAGCAUUAAAGAUCAUGGUGUGUGAGAAAUACCACACAACCAAGGAGAAGGUGAAGGCUGAGUUAAGGGAUGCAGCAGUUUGUGUCAGCCUGACAUCUGACAUGUGGACCUCCAAUAACAUGGAUUCAUACCUGGGCGUUACAUGCCACUUCACCAAAGAAGAUACAUUAUGUUCAAGACUGCUGGGUGUCACUAAGUUCACUGGAACACACACAGCAGAGCAUAUUAAGGAUGCAAAGGAUAUGCUCAUAGCAGACUGGGGUCUGCAAGGCAGAGUCAUGUGUCUUGUUACCGACAAUGCAGCAAAUAUGCUUCUCUGUGCCUCACUGAUGAAAAUCAGUCAUGUUUCAUGUUUUGCCCAUACACUGAACUUAGUGGUAAAGAAGGCCCUUGAUGAUACUGCUGAUCUGGCAGCGAUCCGCUCAUAAGCAAGGAGGAUUGUGACAUUAUUUAGAAGUAGUUGUACAGCCAAGGACAGGUUGGCAGAUGUCUAAAGACAGAUGGGCAGGCCACAACUGAAGCUGAUUCAGGAAGUGGAGACACGAUGGAACAGCACCUUCUCCAUGUUCCAGCGUCUGCACGACCAGAGGGAGCCAGUAGGAGCUGCUCUCUCUAGUCUGAGGACAGAAGUGACAGCAAUGUCAAGUGCAGAAAAUGACACCAUCUGCCAGUCACUCUCCAUCCUUGCCCCCUUCAACCAUGCAACUGUGGAAUUGUCAGCUGAGAGAAAUGUGUCAGCCUCCAAGGUUAUUCCGAUGGUGAGGAUGAUUCAGCACAGCAUUACAUUGAAGCUGACUGAUACGCGCGACCCCACAGCAGCAGAUUUGGGGGACAAGCUGGUGCGAUGUUUGAGGGCCAGGCAAUGUCCAGAGACUGUUCAUUGCCUACAGGCUACAACUAUUUUUGGAUCCACGAUUCAAAACUCUGGGAUUUGGCAACCCAGAUAACGUCAAGGAUGCACUAAGAUAUGUCACGGCAGAGUGUGCAAAACUGAUGAAAACAACAGCACCAGCUCCCACGCCACCGUCACCAGCUCCCACGCUACCUCCACCAGCUCCCACACCACCUCCACCUUCACCAGCUCCCACACCACCUCCACCAGCUCCCACGCCACCUCCACCGUCACCAGCUCCCACGCUACCUCCACCAGCUCCCACGCCACCUCCACCUUCACCAGCUCCCACACCACCUCCACCAGCUCCCACGCCUGGCACCAGCCAUCAGACACAAGAUAGACUAACAACAUCAGAGGGACACCAGGGGAGUGUCAAAGAAAAUAACCUGUGGUUACUCCUUGACAACCAAGUGAGUGACACAUGGAGAGUGCAGAGCACUACCGCUAGUGCUACAAUUGAGGUACAACGGUACCUGGUAGAUGCCUACCUGGACAGAGUGGAAGACCCCUUGGUUUACUGGGCCAGAAAUGCAGUGGUCUUCCCUCACCUUUAUAAACUGGCAAUGGUCCAUCUGGCCAUCCCUGCAACCUCGGUGCCAUGUGAGCGCAUUUUCUCGAAGGCUGGCCACGUGGUUGAUAACAAACUUAAUCGCCUGAGCCCAGGCAUCCCGGCGCACAGCAGCUAUCCACCAUGUUGA
This is a messenger RNA of Osmerus eperlanus (European smelt), 1721 nucleotides long. RefSeq lists its product as uncharacterized. Lineage: Eukaryota; Metazoa; Chordata; Actinopteri; Osmeriformes; Osmeridae. The record is from RefSeq and is a predicted model, not a curated record. The transcript has 4 exons. Gene Ontology annotation, molecular function: protein dimerization activity. Bases 1122 to 1721 code for a protein of 199 amino acids.